Molecule: messenger RNA, 3720 nt
Organism: Closterium sp. Naga37s-1
Lineage: Eukaryota; Viridiplantae; Streptophyta; Zygnematophyceae; Desmidiales; Closteriaceae
Source: the annotation of a GenBank genome assembly
AUGAAGCGUUUCGCUGAUUCAAAAAGACCCCACGCUCCCCCCACACUGGCCCUUCUUUUCCCCUCCCCCCCCUCUUGCUCCCACCCCCCCUCCCCGUCUCCUUUCAACCCCUUCCCCCGUCCCCCACCAACCCCACCACACAUGUGUGGCACACAGAGCAGAGCACACAUGGAACCAACCACCCCCCGCAACCCCCCCCUCUCGCCAACAGACAUGACCUACAUGACCUGCCCUGCUGGUUCCUACCUGGACGGGGACAAGUGCCGCAAACAUGACCUGCCCUGCUGGUUCCUACCUGGACGGGGACAAGUGCCGCAAGUGCAAGCCCAGCACGUACAGCAGAGCACACAAGAUGAACAUCCAUGCAUCCCCCCCCUCCCCAUGCCACAUCUCAUGUACCCCUCCUCUCCCCCCACAGACAUGACCAUGACCUGCCCUGCUGGUUCCUACCUGGACGGGGACAAGUGCCGCAAGUGGUAUGCAGCAGACGGUCAGCUCAAAGCAGGCCCAUACGACCCACCCAAUGAAUGGUAUCCGGACGACUGUUCUCUGGGGUCGUACAACUGCCACAACAACCUGCGUGCGUCGCUGCGCAUGCAAAUGGAGCUCAUUACAUGGGGCUACAUCCGGUAUCUCUUCACAGUGAGCGCAGAGCACAAAUUCGAUGGGCUGCUCUUCUUCCUUGAUUCCUCACCAGAGCCCCUGAUGGGCCUCGAGUCCAACCAGUUUGACCCAAUGGAGGUGCAAAUAAUGCUGGAGCCGGGCAUUCACACGCUGGAGUGGGUGUAUUACAAGGACUCCAAGUUCACCAAGGGGAGAGACUCUGCUGCCCUUCACCUGGUAGAGGUGGGUGGGAUUGACUACACGGACCGGCAGUGCUUCCCGUGCCAAGCAGGCUUCUACAGUGAGGAGGGCUCUACUGAGUGUGCGCCAUGCCCUGUCGACCACUACUCACAGGAUGGCUGGCCGGAGUGCAAGCCAUGCAGCGCUGAAGAGUAUGCGCAGUCCCCUCCUCGAGCCAACUGCACUGCCAGGCCUCAGUGCAAUGUGACAACGGAUGCCGCCCCUACCUACGGCAACUGUAGCGCAGUGGACAACCAGAGAAUCAAGACCUGGGAAUGGCUCACGCCGCACAUCUGUGCGCCCCUCUCGGAGGACGAGGACCUUCCUGCUGACACCCACGAGCCGUGCCCGCCAUGCCCCUCGGGUCAGUACGCUGUGGAGGACAGCACCACUCGCACCAGACUCUGCCACUUCUGCCCACCGGGUCUGGCACGCAACGCCACCACCUCCACAGCAAGCAAACCGUGCCGCAAGUGCCCUCCGGGAGAGGUGGCGGUGAAGGCCCUCACCAUGGACCACUUUGAGCUGCACCGGGGGAAGCUUCCUGACGGCUUUGUGACCGGGUGCAGCGGUGACUGCGGUUCGCUGGGGUGGAGAGUGGUGAACGGAAAGCUGGACUCUGGCAGCAACCACGGCAAGAGUGCUUCUGUGUGGCUGUCCUACGAUGUCAGCAUGGCAGUGGAUGGGCACAUCACGUUUGCCUACGACGUGGACAUUCCACGGGGGGACCUGCAGAGAGGGCUCUUCUUCUAUGUGGAUGACCAGCUGGUGCUCAACAUUGAGGACGAGCAGGGUGCCGGCUCGGCGCCGGCCGGCCCGACAACCAGCGACACGUGGCCGCUGCCAGCUGGCAACCACAGUCUGAUGUGGAUCUGGGUGACGCUCAACGCUGACAAGGCGAUCGCCAGGCGGGACUCUGCGGAGAUCCUGGAUAUCACCGUGUGGGGCAGCACGGUGGGGGGCGCGCCUGCGUGUGUGCCCAUUCCGCCUGGCACUGCUCCUGACCCCGCCACCCUCACAUGGAAGGCCUGUCCCCCUGGAGAGUACAGCGAAGGGUCGGGUCUGCCGUGUGUAAAAUGCCCUGCCAACACCUUCAACCCAAGACCCAAGGGCACCCACUCCUCGUGCCUCCCCUGUGGCCCGGGCACCUCGUCCCUCCCAGGCAGCACUGCUUGCACUGUUGGUGACGUCACUGUCCCCUCCUCCUUCUGCACCUUCCAAGAUCCAACGGCUGCGGAUCGCCAGCACGGGCCACUGUACUUUGUGUCCGUGUGUGCCGCACCUGCUGGCAACACAGAGACCGGGGAGAAAGAGGCGGGGAGCACAGAGGGUGGGGAGGGAACGGAGGGGAAGAAGGAAAAGGGUAGGGCGAUGGAGUGUACUGAUGCAGAAGGGAAGCCGAUAGCGACCAUGGCGUGUCGGGUGAAUCCUCAGGUGAUGCUGGACGAGCAGCACAGAGGAUCUCACAGUCUAGGCGACCGUGUCUCCCUCUUCCCCCUCUCUCCCCUCUCGCACCCUCCAAACGCCACCGACCCCCUUCCCCACCGCCCUGACCCCAUCCUUGCGCGGAGGGGACUGGUGAUGGUACUGGAAGGGGAAAAAUGUCCCUUCUCUGUGCAGGGGGGCGGGGGGGAGCAGAGCAGGUGGGGGAUGGGGGGGGAUGCGGAGAAGGGGAAGGGGAAGGGGAAGGGGGAGGGCGGGGAGGAGAGGUAUGGGCGGCUGACAAUCACUUUCAUAUGCGACCCGAAUGCAGGCAUCGGCCACCCCUCUCCCUGGACGGAAGAAGGCAGGCGGGCAGCGUUCAACACGACCCUCCCCUUCCCCGCCUGGACCAAGCGGGGGGGCGACCCAGUCCCCGUCACACAGGGGGGAGGCGAUGGGGUGGUGCCGGGGUGUGUGUAUGAGCUGGCGUGGUACAGUGCGUAUGCUUGCCCUCUGUGCUCUGAAGAAGAUGUGGAGGAGGUACCAGUGGCAGACUGCCACAACAACAAGCGAGCGACUUACAAGUACCGCCAUCCAAGGCUGGCGUGGUACAGUGCGUAUGCUUGCCCUCUGUGCUCUGAAGAAGACGUGGAGGAGGUACCAGUGGCAGACUGCCACAACAACAAGCGAGCGACUUACAAGUACCGCCAUCCAAGGCUGGCGUGGUACAGUGCGUAUGCUUGCCCUCUGUGCUCUGAAGAAGACGUGGAGGAGGUACCAGUGGCAGACUGCCACAACAACAAGCGAGCGACUUACAAGUACCGCCAUCCAAGGCUGGCGUGGUACAGUGCGUAUGCUUGCCCUCUGUGCUCUGAAGAAGACGUGGAGGAGGUACCAGUGGCAGACUGCCACAACAACAAGCGAGCGACUUACAAGUACCGCCAUCCAAGGCUGGCGUGGUACAGUGCGUAUGCUUGCCCUCUGUGCUCUGAAGAAGACGUGGAGGAGGUUCCAGUGGCAGACUGCCAUACCAACAAGCGAGCGACUUACAAGUACCGGCACCCAAGGCGCCGACGGAUCUCAUCCGCAGACGCCGGCGGAGCAACAGGUACGCUCGCGGCAGGACGUGCAGGAGGAAGCGGACGGGGAGCAGGAUCAAUCGCCGCGGCGCAGUCGCGACCCAGAGCACCAAGGAAGUCCAUCGCCCCCCGCUCAAGGCGCGCCACUGCCAUGAGACGAGCCGAUAACGCCAAUCUCCCAGGCGCAAGAGGCGGCACCGGUGGCAGCCACUCCGCGGAGCGGACGGGGAAGCACGCGGGGGAGAGGCGGGCGUCGAGGAGCGCGCGGAGGACAGCGGAGCGCAGGCCAAGUGGCAAGGGGACCUCCGCGCCAAGUGCCGAGCCCAAUCUGGUUGGGGGAGCCGGCGGAACGAGUCACACGCCAGUGGUUCGCUAG